AUAACUUCACCCCUUUUCUUCUCCAUCUUCCCCGAUCUUCCACCGUCGCCGGUCACCGCCGACCUCCUUCCCUCCGCCGUUCUCCAAUUCCAUUUCUGUAGGGGUUUUUUCAAACUCUUCCUUCCUUAGCUUUUGUAUGGCAGUGAGCUUGUUUUCGCAUGACGUUUCUGAUCUCUGUCUCGGCAAGCCUGCGCUGAGGCCGCUGUCCUUGUCCGCAGCCGUCGCCGACGCCUUGGUUGCUCUCCAAUUCUCCGACGAUUAUUUCGUCAGUGUCUGGGAUUGUCGUUUAGCGAAGAGCGGUUGCAGCGGCGAAGGCGAUGGUGGUGCUGGCGGUGGCGAUUUUGACUGCUGCCGGUGUGUCGGGAAGCUGUGUAUGGUGGAUGUGAUUUGCUAUCUCUGUAAGGACGAGAAUUUGUUGUCCCCUUCGGCUGCAUUGCGAGCUUCUGUCUCUGAAAUUUUGCCUCAAAUUCCUGGAAUCGUGAUGCAUUUGGAGCCGACUGCUAGCUUGUUAGAGGCCAUUGAUCUGGUUCUCCAAGGUGCUCAAAAUUUAGUAGUCCCAAUCAAGACUAAGUUAGGAAGCAAUUCAAGAAGAAAACAGCUCAAAAACCCCACAAAUGCCAUCCAUGGUGGCCUUGAAUUCUGCUGGUUGACUCAGGAAGAUAUAAUCAGAUAUCUCCUUAGCUCAAUUGGCCUUUUUUCCUCCAUUGCUGCGCUCUCCCUUGACAGCCUUGGCAUCAUUUGCACCAAUCCCUUAUCAGUAAACUACCACUCCCCUGCCUCUUCUGCCAUUGGAGCCAUUUCCCGUUGUAUCGCCAAUCAAACCUCGGUUGCAGUCAUUGAUGGCGAGGGAAUUCUGAUCGGUGAGAUCUCGCCUUUUGCCCUUGCCGGAUGCGACAAGGCCGUUGCAGCUGCGAUUAUGACCUUGUCAUCUGGUGACCUGAUGGCCUACAUUGAUUGUGGGGGUCCUCCGGAGGAUCUUGUUAAGGUUGUGAAAGCUAGGCUGAAAGAUAGCAAGUUGGAAGGAAUGCUAGAGGAAUUCACUAAUUCACCAUCCUCAAUUGGGUCUGUAUCUUUCACUUCUUCAUCAUCUGAUGAGGAAUUCUCGCCGUCUCCGAGCUCAAGAAGGUAUAGGAGAUCAUCGAGCUACUCGGCACGAAUUACUCGCCGUGCUGAGGCCAUAGUUUGUCAUCCAAGAAGCUCCUUGGUAGCUGUUAUGAUCCAGGCAAUUGCACACAGGGUGAACUAUGUUUGGGUCAUUGAAGAUGACUGCAGUUUGAUUGGAAUGGUCACAUUCCUUGAUAUGUUAAAAGUUUUCAGAGAACAUCUAGAGAUUACCGAGUAGACUUUCAAGCCAUUUGGCUUAGAAAUUUUGCACCCCUCCCCCCAAUCCCUUGUCUAAAGAAUAAAAACACUCAAAAGUUGGAAUCUGUGUUGCCAAAUUGAGACUAUUUGGGACAAAAUCCAUUAGGUUAUGUGUUAUUUGUGAUGUUUUGUUUGUGUCUAUAAACUUUUGGGAUCUGCAUGUUUCAGCCCUUGUAUUCUAAAAGCUCAUGAACAGAGUAAGCAGAUGUGGAGAGCUUUCAGUGAAAGCACUUUUUGCCUGUAUAA
This is a messenger RNA of Benincasa hispida (wax gourd), 1608 nucleotides long. Its product is annotated as CBS domain-containing protein. Lineage: Eukaryota; Viridiplantae; Streptophyta; Magnoliopsida; Cucurbitales; Cucurbitaceae. The record is from RefSeq and is a predicted model, not a curated record. Gene Ontology annotation, cellular component: cytoplasm; nucleus.